AUGAGCGUUCGCGCCCUCUCUUCGAGCGCCGUGGAGGCCCUCCUUCAGGAUCCGAGCGCGAAGGUCCUCGGAGAAGGCGCCUUCGGCCGAGCGUAUUCCGUUGUCUACGAAGGGCGGAAGUGCGUCGUGAAACUCGGAUUGUUCGGCAGCAGUGGCCCCAACUUCCGUCAAGAAUGCGACCUUCUGGAGGAGCUCGGGGGCGCUGGGGGCGCGCCUAUUCCGCUUGGAUUCUGCCCCGACCUCCCCGCCCUGAUCAUGACGCUCUGUGGGUCGGAGAACAUGUUUCGCUUCAUUCGCAGGUCUUUGGCUAAGCCGUCCCUGCUUGUCGCCAUGACCUUGGGUCUGCGCGUGACAGAGCGCCUGCAGGAGAUCCACAGCAAGAGAAUUGCGCAUUGCGAUCUAAAGACGGAUAACGUCACGCUCCAGUUCGACUCCGAAGGGGAAAUAGCCUCCGUUCACCUCGUAGAUUUCGGACAGACGUCGGGUGCUUGUGCGUAUUCUCGGACGAGCCCCUGCGACUGGAGUGCGACCUGCUGGGGCUGGGGACCAUCUUUGACGAGCUAUUCCGAGGCAGGAGUGACGUCCCCUACCACAUGUUAA
Penaeus vannamei (Pacific white shrimp) is the source of this 600-nucleotide messenger RNA. The record is from RefSeq and is a predicted model, not a curated record. NCBI's taxonomy places the organism in Eukaryota, Metazoa, Arthropoda, Malacostraca, Decapoda, Penaeidae.